Messenger RNA from Erpetoichthys calabaricus (reedfish), 2063 nucleotides. Its product is annotated as tetratricopeptide repeat protein 16. The transcript is spliced from 13 exons. The record is from RefSeq and is a predicted model, not a curated record. Gene Ontology annotation, molecular function: protein binding. Bases 161 to 2047 code for a protein of 628 amino acids. Lineage: Eukaryota; Metazoa; Chordata; Cladistia; Polypteriformes; Polypteridae.
GUAUAAAGGCUGAAAUGAAAGUUGUUUACCACACCAUCACAGUUCAUAAUGCUUGUCAGUAAUUUAUUGGUAUAAUACAAAGCAAGUGUUAAUAAUGUAUGCAGUAUACAUUAAUUUUUUAAACUAAAUUUGUUAACAGUGGAAGAAAUCCUUUACCGUAAUGGAUUUGUCUUGCAAGGAUGUUGAGGACUUCACAUAUGUGCAGCAGGAUGGAGAUGAUGUGAUCUUUCCUACAGCUGUUUCUGAAGAACAGUUGAAGGAAGCAAGAAAGAAAUCCCAAAGACUGGUCAUUGGAUCUAACAGCAUAUGUAAUUUGCUAGAAGAUAAUGGAGAUGAAGGACAUCUGCAGGGCAAGCUAAUACUUGGACAGAGAGCAUCAGAACACUAUCAUAAAGGUUUGGAAGCAAAUUCUCAUGGAGACUGGGAGAAGUCAGUUAUAUGUUUCACCAAAGCAAUCAACCUACAUCCACAUAAAGCACAACUCUACAUAUGCAGAGCCGAAGCCUACCUGCAGCUGUGUGACUUCCAGUCUGCCACAUUGAAUUAUAGGAAGGCGUGUGAGUUGGACACAUGCACUGAAUUUUUCCAAAGCCGUUUUGCUUUCAUCUUCUAUUUUCAGGGACAAUGUUUGUUUGACCAAGGCAUGUAUGUAGAUGCUUUGGAGUCAUUUGCAAAAGCCUUAGAACUGAGACCUGAUAACUACAUAUACCACAUCAGAAGCUUAGCUUGCCUUGCAUGUUUAGGCAAACAUGGCGAAUGCUUAACACUGGUAAACAAGAUGCUUGAGAAAGAAACUGGAAAACCAGAACUAUAUAUUCUAAGAGCAAGACUGCACAAGCAUUUAAAUCAUGUGACUCUGUGUUACCAUGAUGUGAAAACAGCCCUUACUGUGUUUCCAAAUAGUUUGGAAGCACAAUCUUUAUUAAAAGAGUUGAAUGAAAGUGCAGAGAAAGCCUUUGAUGAAGCCAAAAGCCGACUUGUGAUGGGAAAGCUGCAUGAAGCUCUGCAAAAAAUCAAUACAGCACUGGAAAACAAUCCUGAAAAUGUCCAGUAUUUUCUAUUUAGAGGGAUUCUGUACAGGCAACUCAAGGAUUUCAGUGCUGCAAUUGACAGCUUGGUUCUUGCUCUGGAAGAGACCAACGAUUUGAAGGAAAACUCCAUUCAGAUUGAGGCAGAGAAACAACUGAUUGUCACCUACAAUGACUUUGCUGUAUUCUGUUUCACCCGUGGGUUUUAUGAUGAGGCUGUUAUGCUCCUUAACAAGGCCAUUAAAGAAGAGAAGAAUGAAAAGGGUCUAUAUCUCAAUAGAGGAGACUGUUAUUUCAAGAUGGGCGAGUUGGUUUUUGCCCUUGAAGAUUACAGGCAGGCAGAAGAAAUCGACUCCUCUGACCAAACCAUCCAUGUCCGCAUUGCGGUGGUCCACAAGACAUUAGGGUUGGAGCAUUACAAGCAAGGGAAGUACACUCAAGCAGUUGAAAAUCUCUCCAGUGCUAUCGAGUACAGUCCAACAAUGUCAGAUUAUUAUCAGAACAGAGCUAAUGCCAAGUACAGGCUUUCAGACAUGGAUGGGGCAAAGGAUGAUGCAAUCAUCUCAUUGAUUCUGGACUCCAGAAAUAAGCAGGUACAGCCUCUGAUCUCCCAGCUAUUUCCUGGAUGGUCACUAGAAGAGGUCUUGUGCAGCAAGGAAUCAGUGAUAGCAAAAGAGAAGCUGAGAACCAGUUUGAAUGUGAAAAAAGAUCAGUCGUCGUCUUCUAGGAAUAUUAAAGAAGCCAAUAUUCUGCAGAAAGAACCAGAUUGUAAUUCAACACUUGGGAAAGGAAUUGUCGCAUGUAUAGAGGAAAAGGAUCUCUAUAAAGAAAUUGUGAACAGCAAAAUAAAGAUAAAUCAAGCUGUCAAGGCUGCUCUACACGAUCGAAUUCCUCUGCACAAAGAAGGAUCCAAGAUUGCUGCUGUGGUUGAAACUUUACCAGAACCAUCAGAGGCGACUCUCUCAAAUAAGCCCUACCACUGGAGAAAGUUUGGAUUGGGAGUAGGAUUACUAAGAUAACUGGGAACAUUAGGGG